Marmota flaviventris (yellow-bellied marmot) is the source of this 2501-nucleotide messenger RNA. Lineage: Eukaryota; Metazoa; Chordata; Mammalia; Rodentia; Sciuridae. The record is from RefSeq and is a predicted model, not a curated record.
GCGCCGAGGGGGCUCGAGGAGCGGCUGCGGCGCGCGCGAGAGUCGGCAGCCGGGACAGGCCCUCGACGCUGAGCCGCGGUGGGGGUCGCGCUGGCGCUUCGGGGGCCUGUGAGCACGAACGCCGCGCACCGACGGAACCGGGCGGUCGCCGGCCACUUCGGGGGGCCCUGCCUCGCCGCCCGGCGGGUCCAGAGAGCCGGGUGGUCACUUCUGGAGGGUGCGGUGGCCCCGUCCGGCACGAUUCCGGGAUCCAGGCGCGUCCGCUCCGGCCGCCGCACGUUCCCGGAGGCCACCUGGGGUCCAGCGCCGCCUCGGUCGAGCCCGGGGCGCCCCUGGAUGGCUGAGCUGCCCCCUCGCCGGCCGCCCGGGCGCCGCAGCGGCUGAGGUCGCGGGGAUCGCCCGGCCGCCGCCGCCCUCGCCGCCCCCUGCAUGCCCGGCGCGCGGGUCGCAGCCCACCUGGACUCUCUGGGGCCCCUGGUGUCCUACGUGCAGCCGCCGCUGCUGCCCUCUAUGUUCUACGUGGGCCUGUUCUUCGUGAACGUGCUGAUCCUGUACUACGCCUUCCUCAUGGAGUACAUCGUCCUCAACGUGGGCCUCGUCUUCCUGCCCGAGGACUUGGACCAAGCGCUCGUGGACCUCGGCGUGCUCUCUGACCCCGGCUCCGGCCUCUACGAUACCGACUCGGAGCUCGACGUCUUCGAUGGAUACUUGGAGUAGGGUGGACUACUCCUCCCCUCUCCCCUCCAUGAUCCGCAACCCUCGGCCGGGACCAGCCGCCCAGAUCAUGCCCUCGCUCCUGGUUGGGUGCGCUGUCUGGACCCGGAUGGGACCCCAGGAAGAGCCCCUCCGAGGCUUGGCCCUUAAACAAUGAAAGGUGGAGCUGGAGUCCAGGACCUCAGUGAUCCCAGGUGACCUUGGCUCCACUCUCGGCCCUCUGCAGUCUGGAACAGCUCGGUCUCCUGUCUUUCAUUCGCCAUCUGGCACGCUGGCUGCCUCCCUCCCUGUGGGUUUGUCUGAUGUUUGCCGGGACCUAGGUGCCUUCUUGGCGGAGUACAGAAGUGGGCAUGUCUCCCUCUGCCUCCUUUGGUGGCACUGGCUGGCUGUCCUCUGGCUGGUCAUGUUCAUUUUGAUCACUUGGCUAAGGGUGGUGUUUGCCAAGUCUCCCAACUGUCAAUUCACUGUUUCUCCCUUUAUAAUUUAUGAUUUAAGAUGAAUUACACUAGUUUUAGUGCUAUGUUUGUAAAAAAAAGUCUACUUCUGUCUUUGUUUUAUUUUUUGGUAGCGCAGGGGGUGGAGCUCAGUGUCCAAAUACUGUACCAUGGAUCCACACCCCCUGCCUAUGUGGCUUCAUUUCUGAAAAAUGUCUAUUUCACCGUAAAGAGAAAACCAUCAUGACUUGGUGUCGGUAAAAAAUAGGUGCCAAAGUCAUUAACUUCCGGCCAAAUACCCUGGCAGCCGUAGGCCUCGGGUCCGUGGCCUGUUCUCUUUGUUGAACUGAAGGUGAGCAGCUAUGAGGCAGCAGAGAUGCCAGCAUGCGGCUGGCACUGUCUCGAAGGGAUGAUGAGGCUCAGCCACGGUGCAGAGAGAGUGCUUGCUCACUGUGUGUGCCUGGUACUUAAGGCCACCCCCCUAAAAUUGUUGCUUAGGGCCUUUGCUGUUGGGCACACCUCCCCAAGCCGAGUGAUCUCUGAAGUGGGAAUGAUAGUUGGACAUGCCUAAGGGCUUGUGCCAGUUCAGUGGGCAGGUGACCUGUGUUUAAUUGGCACUCGAUAAAGGAUGCAUUCAGCAUUGAUGCGUCAGCCCAGAGGGGGCUCCAGCCCGGGAAGCCUUCCCCUUUCCUUGGGCACCCUUGCUUGUGGCCAGCAUGGAGGAGGUGUGUUCAGGCUGCCUGCAAAGCAGUACCCUGAGUGCCAAGUGCCCAAGUUCUUCACAGCUGUCCAGGCCCCAAGCAUGGCCUUGCAGGGCUGGGAACUCCCUGUUGGGGAGGGCUUCAUUCCUGGGAUUCCUUCCUGGCAGAGGGCUUGGCUGGGUGGUUAAAAAUAACCGCCCCUCCCACCCCUCCGUAGCUUCACCUGAGUCACCCCGAAGCUGCCCGGGCAGGGCCCAUUAGCUCCAUUACACAGGAAGGGAAACUGAGGCUUGGGGAGGUUCAGGCCUCGCCCCAGAUGCCCAGCUAUGAGGUGGCCGCGUCGGGCCUCCCAGAUAUCCAGCGCCAAGAGGUGACAGAGCAGAGCCUGCGGUGCCCCAACCCUCCUGGGAACUGGUGCUUUCCCCUUUUGACCAGCUCCACACCCAAUGGGGCAGCCAAGGACCUGGAGCCAGAAUGAGUGGUUUAAUCCUUACUGUAUUUUUAGCAUUGCCUUCUGUUUACGACAGGUGAUAGUGUUUUUUAUCAUAGUGACAUAAAGGGGUUUUAAACUUGAGUUUAAAAACCCCUUGGUUUUAAAGGGUUAAAAGUUAGUUUAAAAAAGAUGUGCAUUGCUGGGCACAGUGGUGCACUC